GUGCACAUCCGGCGGCUGCCCGGUACUUCAUAAAGCCGCUCUCGCCACUGGCUGUCGCCGCGGGUUGCCUCCGCAGCAGCUCUGGGUUCUUCUCAGCUGCGGGAGCCGCUGCUCCAAUGCCCCAGAGUGGCCAUGGGCGCCCCGCACUGGUGGGACCAGCUGCAGGCUGGCAGCUCGGAGGUGGACUGGUGCGAGGACAACUACACCAUCGUGCCUGCUAUCGCCGAGUUCUACAACACGAUCAGCAAUGUCUUAUUUUUCAUUUUACCGCCCAUCUGCAUGUGCUUGUUUCGUCAGUAUGCAACAUGCUUCAACAGCGGCAUCUACUUAAUCUGGACUCUUUUGGUUGUAGUGGGAAUUGGAUCCGUCUACUUCCAUGCAACCCUUAGUUUCCUGGGUCAGAUGCUUGAUGAACUUGCAAUCCUUUGGGUUCUGAUGUGUGCUUUGGCCAUGUGGUUCCCCAGAAGGUAUCUACCAAAGAUCUUUCGGAAUGACCGGGGUAGGUUCAAGGUGGUGGUCUGUGUCCUGUCUGCGGUUACGACGUGCCUGGCAUUUGUCAAGCCCGCCAUCAACAACAUCUCUCUGAUGACCCUGGGAGUUCCUUGCACUGCACUGCUCAUCGCAGAGCUAAAGAGGUGUGACAACGUGCGUGUGUUUAAGCUGGGCCUCUUCUCAGGCCUCUGGUGGACCCUGGCCCUGUUCUGCUGGAUCAGUGACCGAGCUUUCUGCGAGCUGCUGUCAUCCUUCAACUUCCCCUACCUGCACUGCGUGUGGCACAUCCUCAUCUGCCUUGCUGCCUACCUGGGCUGUGUAUGCUUUGCCUACUUUGAUGCUGCCUCAGAGAUUCCUGAGCAAGGCCCUGUCAUCAAGUUCUGGCCCAGCGAGAAAUGGGCUUUCAUUGGUGUCCCCUAUGUGUCCCUCCUGUGUGCCAACAAGAAAUCAUCAGUCAAGAUCACGUGAUGGCAAGGUGGUGGCUGGCUUCUCUGCUUAUCGCCCCUCAUGCAGUGGGCUUCCUUUGCUAGGAAGACAGCCAAGGGAGUCUUCCCCAAUAGUUGGGGUAUGGGCUAUCUUUUCAAAAAUCUAUUUGCUGGGGCUCUCACUAAUGUGUCUGUGGACCACCGGGAUUCCACUGUGCAAGGGGAAAAGUGUCUAUUCCUUUCCCAAAGACAGAAAAUGGAGGGCUUAGGGACACUACAUGCAUCUUUCUCAGCAUCACUUCCAGAUGCAGUGACUUGUUGGGCUGCGUCCUUAAUGGCCACGGCAGAGCAGUCUCUUGGGGGAUCCAGCCCUGUACAAUGCGUCUCUUCCUGGAGAAAGCUGGCCUGCUCCAGACCCCACCAUUCCCAGGUGCCCUUGGAGUGGACUCUACUGAUGACAGACAGACCCUCUGACAGACAAGACCCUCUGACUCUGUGAUGGAAGAUGCCAGAGAUUUUCCUUUAGGGUAAUUGUCCUUAAACAAAACCAAACAGAUGAAACACACAGGACUUGUGGCUAAAAAGGCUAGUUUUUCACUUGCAUUUCUCAACUAACCCAGGUUUUACAUGCAUCUGUGAAUCCUUUUACUACUACCUCUGUGGAGAGAUGGAGAGACUUCAGAUAAACGUGAAGCUAAUGAGUAAAACCCUCUCUGCCAAAACUUACACUCCACUUUGGGCCAUUCUUGAAGAUGAGCACAAUUUUUAAAUACUGACAUCACUUCUGCUUCCCCUCCCACCCCAGCUCAGCAGCCUCAAAUCCACAGAGAAGAAGAAUUAUGGCAUGAACAUUCCCACAGACCCACCAUUUUUAAGACUUGACCUCCGUAAGUUUACCAAAGGGCUCCUCACAAUUGUGGUGGGGGUUCUGGUUCAAAAUUAGGAGCAAACAUGAAGUUUUUGGAAACUUUUUCUCCUUUGAAGCCUCCAGUAUGCUUUACUAUUCUGGAAAUUACCUUCAAGAGUCUCACUUCUUGUUUCUCUUGUGUUUUCUGUGGGCAUCAUGCUCUUCACUCUUGCAGUAGAAGGUGCUUUCUGGGUUUCCCAGAGUAUCCAACGGCUCACUUUUCUCAAGUGCUGCAGUAAUUAUGCACUCACGGGCUGGUUUGGGUUGCUGGUGCAGCAGCACAAAUCUGUUGCCUUCUGAAUUUUUCUCACCUAAUGUGACACUGGCUACAAUGAAUCUUCUCUUCAUCAGGCGAAAUGAAAGAUUCAAGAACCGUCUUCAAGGUGCAUGGUGGGAAUUAUCAACCUCAGGGAUACUCAUUUUAACUCAGGCGUGUCCUGCUUUGUUAACAUUCCAUUGUUGGGAGAGGGCAGAACAGGUGUGUUCUUCUGUGGGCAGGAGUCAUGUCACUGUCCUACAUAUGUAAGAGUUGGGAAGGUGACGAUUUUUGACACAUCCAGGAACUCUUACUCUAGUUAGAAUUUGUACAAGAUCCAAGGUGAAAACCCCAAUAAGCAACUGAAUUUAGAGUUUAAAAAUGAAUGACUUUAUGCUACAUCUGUGGUUAUCAAAUUAUAUAGGUUGUUCAGGAGCAGAACACUGUUUGUAGUAAGAAAUCUUUGUGGAACCCCAGUGUGUGAAGUAAAUUGUAUUUUAUUAACUUAAAUUUAUUUAAGGUUAAAUUUAUGGCAUUUAAUAAUAUAUGAGGUGGUGAAAAUGCAGAUUAACAAAUUGGUAAUUUCAAAGGUAGAAAAAUUAGGUGUUGAAUGAAUGUAUAUGUUCCUUUAUUAUAGUUUUAUAUAUAUAUAGUGAGAGUGUUUUGCUUUUGAGUCAGGGUCUUGCUCUAUCACCCAGGCUGGAGUGCAGUGGUGCAAUCAUGACUCACUGUAGCCUCUGUCUCCCAGGCUCAAGCGAUCCUCCCACCUCAGCCUCCCCAGGAGCUGGGACUACUGCUGCAUGCCUCCACUCCCAGCUAAUUUUUGUAUUUUUUCAUAGAGAUGGGGUUUCACCACGUUGCCCAGGCUGGUCUCAAACUUCUGGGCUCAAGAGAUCCACCCACCUCGGCCUCCCAAAGUGCUGGGUAUAGGCAUGAGCCAUCAUGCCUGGCCUAAAAAAUAUUUUUAAAAUGAUCUUUGAAUUAAAUAUUCGUGGAACUUCUAAUGUACCUCUUUGAGACCUAGGUGGUUGAUGGAACAGAACUGCUGUUAAGUCCUUUGGGUUUCAAGUCUAGAAUUUUUUAAAGGCAAAUAUCAGAUCAUUCUUAUUUUAGAUUGACCUUAUCAGGCAUGGAUUCUGGUCUUAUCUACUUUAUGGUAUAAAUGCUCCAAGGUAGGGGGUUUGGUGUAUAUUUUUAAGCCCAGCUUUUUUUUUUUUUUUUUUUUUUUUUUUACGUGAGAAGCAGAAUGUGCUUCUAGAAACUGGUUUUAAAGAGAUGAGCUGAGAAAGAAAUGUGGAAUGGAGUAUAUUUGAGGAGGACAAAACAUAACUUCACUUUUGAACAGAAAUCACUCUAGCUUGCCAGCAUGGGAUGUAAACCAAGAGAGUAGAAAUAUAGCCAUCUUAUUUUAAGUUGGGUUUAUGGCAUCACUCAUUUAUGUAAAAGCACUACAAACUCUUUAAAGAAAAUUGGGAAACUACAGAAAAGUCAAAGAAAAAAAAAGUAACCCGUAUUUCUAUUGCCCAGGUAUAAUCCUUGUUAAUAUUUUGGUUUAGUCCCCUCUUUUUUCCCCCAAUAUAGUUGUAAAUAAAUGAUGUCUUUCAGAGUUGACAUUUAUCUUGUAGCUUGAAUGGCAUGUAAAUGCCAGUUGUAUAUUUUUUCAUGAAGUGUGGGUUUGGAAUACACUAGAGUUAGCUAUAGGCUUGAAUGCUGAUCAUUGGAUUCUGAGACUGACUACUGAGUCUACCGUUUCAAUCAAGCCUGACGUGAAUGGGCCCCAAAAAGUAAUGAAUGUAAUUCUACUUUUUGAUGUGCCUCUGCAUUUGGCUUGCUGAGUCAUCAUAAAUAGCUGUUACAUAUGUGACUUUACAGAUUUUGGUAUGUUCAGAUUGUAAAAAAUGAAUAGUUUAUUUCAUUAAUUGAUGAGCAGUCAAGAAUCUCCCUCCCUUCAGUAGGGCUGACACUUAGGAGUUAGGUCAUGGUUGUGGUUACUUGGCAUGGCUAAUCAGAUUUUGUUCUGGUCAGAAUUUGCCCAAGAUCAAUACCCAGCAGAAACCGGAGUUAGGCUAUAAAAAACCAUCCAUGUUUCUGAGUGAUGAUUUCAGUCAGUGAUUCAUGUUUUACAGUGUUUAGUUGUUGAUUAUUAGAAAAAGUAAUAUUUUCUUCCCUUUAUGAUUACAUCGUUAUAAAUCAAGUCCUUCCGUGAACACAUUUAAGGUGUGUGGAGAUGAGAUGUCUGAAUCCAUUUGGGGAUGGGCUGCAUUUUUGGGGAACUCUAUGCCUGUCCAGUGAAGAGUACCUAAAACAUUAAUUAUAGAUCAAAGAUGUUCUGUUGAGGGACAAAGCUUGAUGGUCAUCAAACACAAGGCUUUGUAAAAAUACGACCACCUAUUCCACUUACUGGAUCUCUCAGGUGUGUAAAACUUCUCUCGCCAGUUCAUCAUGCUUCCAUGAGCCCCCAGGACUGGGAUUUGAGCCUUUCUGGCUCUAUAUCCCUUGGGGCGAACAUGGAACCAUCUCUGAGGGACAGGUGGAUGCUGAAUCUCACCCGGUCAGGGCCCCUCUCCUAGCUCCUUUUACGCUGAAAUUAAUCUGAGAGCUUUCAUAGCCAAGGCUUUGCCUAGGUGCUGUUAUUCCAGCUGGCCAAAGAGAAGUCUUGGGCCAGAUUGGGAUUCUCAAUGGAUUUUAUAGACAUAAUUCCCCUGCAAACUUAAAAAAAAAGUGACCCCUACUUUAUAGGACUCAUUGUUUGAAUUGUAUCUUUCUCUGUAUGUUAAACCAGAUUUAAAACUAUUUUAUAAUCACAAUAUGUAAUCAGAGCAAUAUAGUAUUUUCAGAUAUAUACCUUGUUUUAUACCUUAUGUAGGUGUCCUAUAUGAGGGUGGCAUGCCCACUGGCUGUGGUAAAAUUUAAUCCUCAUUGCUUUGGGAGUGACUUAAGGCCUAUUGAAGUGGAGCUUUUGCACUUUAUACUUUUUCUGUGAACUAUGAUAACUAUAUUUGAUAUUAAAGCUGUAAGUGGCAUUUUCAGCAAAUGAAUAUGUACAUGUUUGUGUCUAUUUCCAAAAUGAUUUCUGAACUAUCUGCAGUGAAAAUGUAUCUGAUGGAUUGUAGAGCAAAGCACAUUGCCUAAAUUCAUUUGUUAAUGAAUUGGGUACCAUUGUUAUUAAAAAUGCAUAAAAUAA
Molecule: messenger RNA, 5264 nt
Organism: Symphalangus syndactylus (siamang)
Lineage: Eukaryota; Metazoa; Chordata; Mammalia; Primates; Hylobatidae
Gene: ACER2
Product: alkaline ceramidase 2
Biological process (GO): sphingosine biosynthetic process; ceramide catabolic process
Cellular component (GO): Golgi membrane
Molecular function (GO): N-acylsphingosine amidohydrolase activity
Source: RefSeq, a predicted model, not a curated record